This is a messenger RNA of Rhinichthys klamathensis goyatoka, 1083 nucleotides long. RefSeq names its product glycogenin 1b (gene gyg1b). NCBI's taxonomy places the organism in Eukaryota, Metazoa, Chordata, Actinopteri, Cypriniformes, Leuciscidae. The coding region runs from base 103 to 1068 and encodes 321 amino acids. The transcript is spliced from 7 exons. The record is from RefSeq and is a predicted model, not a curated record. Gene Ontology annotation, molecular function: glycosyltransferase activity. Gene Ontology annotation, cellular component: cytoplasm.
GUAUAAAUGAAGCCAAGACGUGAAACAAAGUCUCUUUUAUUGAGGUGUCACUGCUGCUCUGGGGGAGUCCGAGCUACUAAGUAGCUUUUACAGGUUUCAAGCAUGGCAGCAGAACAGGCGUUUGUCACUUUGGCCACAAAUGAUAGCUAUGCAAGAGGAGCAAUGGUGCUCGGAAAAUCCCUUAGGAACCACAAGACUUCAAAAAAGCUGGUGGUGCUCAUUGGACCCCAUGUGUCCGAUCAGUCAAGGGCAGUGCUUCAUAAGAUCUAUGAUGAAGUCAGGCUAGUGGAUGUUCUGGACAGCGGGGACACGGCACAUUUGGCCAUGAUGAAGAGACCCGAUCUGGGUGUCACGUUCACCAAGCUGCACUGCUGGACUCUCACACACUACUCAAAAUGUGUGUUUAUGGAUGCAGACACGCUGGUGGUCUCCAACAUCGACGAGCUGUUCCACAGAGAGGAGUUGUCUGCAGCGCCGGACCCCGGUUGGCCUGAUUGUUUCAACUCUGGUGUGUUCGUGUUUCGCCCGUCCAACGAAACCUACGGAAGACUUCUGCAGUUCUGCACCGAGCACGGCAGCUUUGAUGGAGGAGACCAAGGAGUUCUGAACGGCUUCUUCAGCGACUGGGCAACAGCUGACAUCACCAAACACCUUCCCUUCAUCUACAACAUGAGCAGCGUAGCCAUCUACACUUACCUUCCCGCUUUCAAACAAUAUGGUGCAAAUGCAAAAGUGGUCCACUUCCUGGGACAGAUGAAGCCGUGGAGCUACACGUACGACCCCCGGCAGAGGCGAGUGCGCGGGGACGUGGCGGCGGCGGCUCACCCCGGCUUCCUCCUGGAGUGGUGGACGCUGUACAGCGCUGAGGUGGUGCCCAUGCUGAUCCGAGAGUACGGAGACCAGCCCUUCUGCUCCGGCUGUGAGGAGGAUGCUGGUGAGAGCGAGCCGGUCCAGACGCUCCUGUCCUCAGCCGAGCGCAAGCAGAGAUGGGAACAGGGCCAGGCCGACUACAUGGGAAUAGACUCUUUUGACAACAUUCAGAAAAAGCUUGAUGUUUUCCUUAAAUAAAAAGUCACAAUUUUA